Messenger RNA from Lichtheimia ornata, 2136 nucleotides. RefSeq lists its product as uncharacterized. Lineage: Eukaryota; Fungi; Mucoromycota; Mucoromycetes; Mucorales; Lichtheimiaceae. Gene Ontology annotation, biological process: mRNA 3'-end processing by stem-loop binding and cleavage. The record is from RefSeq and is a predicted model, not a curated record. The transcript has 12 exons. Gene Ontology annotation, molecular function: 5'-3' exonuclease activity; RNA endonuclease activity; RNA binding. Gene Ontology annotation, cellular component: mRNA cleavage and polyadenylation specificity factor complex. The coding region runs from base 1 to 2136 and encodes 711 amino acids.
AUGGCUGGCAUCAAACGCAAAGCAGAAAUCGAAAUACCCAUCGUCGACGAGAACGACUUGCUGAAAUUGACACCUCUUGGAUCGGGUAAUGAGGUUGGUCGGUCGUCCAUCUUGCUUGAAUACAAGGGCAAAAAAGUAUUGCUCGAUGCUGGUAUCCAUCCUGCAUACAAUGGUUUGGCCUCGUUACCUUUCUUUGAUGAAAUUGAUCCCGCAAGUAUCGAUGUCUUGUUGGUGACUCAUUUCCACGUCGACCAUGCUGCUGCUGUUCCUUAUUUGAUGGAAAGAACAUCCUUCAAAGGUCGCGUAUUCAUGACACAUCCUACCAAGGCCAUUUAUAAAUGGUUGUUGAAUGAUUAUCUACGUGUCAGCAAUAUUGGAGACGAGGAUCAACUAUAUACCGAGGAGGAUCUUAUCAACUCCUUCAACCGUAUUGAAGCUGUCGAUUAUCAUCAACAAGUGGAAAUGGAAGGCAUCAAGUUUACUUCGUUUAAUGCUGGUCACGUACUUGGUGCAGCCAUGUUUUUGAUCGAGAUUGCCGGUGUACGCGUUCUUUAUACGGGUGACUAUUCGCGUGAAGAAGAUCGUCACUUGAUGGCAGCCGAGAAACCGGAUAGUCCAGUGGAUGUUUUGAUUGCAGAGAGUACUUAUGGCACACAAUCACACGAGCCACGUAUCGACAAGGAGAAUCGGUUUACAACGUUGAUUCACAAUAUCGUGGGCCGUGGUGGACGAUGUCUUAUGCCGGUGUUUGCCUUGGGUCGUGCACAAGAAUUGUUGCUCAUUCUCGACGAGUAUUGGGAGGCUCAUCCAGAACUUGACAGCAUUCCAAUUUACUAUGCUUCCAGCUUGGCCAAAAAGUGUAUGGCAGUGUACCAAACGUAUAUCAACAUGAUGAACGCCAAAAUCAGAAAGCAAUUUGCUAUCUCCAAUCCAUUCGUGUUCAAGCAUAUCAGUAAUCUUCGCAACGUGGAGCAAUUUGAAGACUCGGGUCCCUGCGUCAUGAUGGCUAGUCCUGGUAUGCUUCAGAAUGGCUUAUCUCGAGAAUUAUUUGAACGAUGGGCACCUGAUAAAAAGAAUGGCUUGGUAUUCACCGGUUAUUGUGUCGAAAACACAUUGGCAAGGCAAGCCAUGAAUGAGCCACCAGAUUUCAAUGCUAUGGAUGGUCGCAAGAUUCCUUUAAGGAUGUCCGUUGAUUACAUUUCAUUCUCUGCCCAUGUUGAUUUUACACAAAACAGCCAGUUUAUUGAAGAAGUCAAGGCACCUCAUGUGAUGCUUGUGCAUGGUGAAGCAAACAACAUGUUUCGGUUGAAAUCAGCAUUGCAAAGCAGGUAUUCCGAACGCGAAGAAAACAUCAAGAUCUACACACCCAAAAACUGUGAGACUGUAAAGUUGCAUUUCCGUGGUGAGAAAAUGGCCAAGACCAUUGGUACAUUGGCAGCCAAGUAUCCUACUGAAGAUGAGCCAUUGAACGGUGUCAUUGUUGCCAAGGACUUUCAACUCAACAUCAUGUCGACAGAGGAUUUGAACGAGCUGGGUGGAUUGAUCACAACCGUUGUCACUCAGCGACAAGUCGUGCCUUUCAAUGCAGCCAUCAGCUUACUAAAGUGGCAUUUGGAAAUGAUGUUUGGUACUGUGCAAGAGACGGAUCUCAGCAAAGUGGAUGGAUCAACCGAAAAAGGAUCCGUGUUGCGUGUUUUCGAUACCAUUGAUAUCAAAAAACUCCAAGGCGCAGGUAAUCAAUUGAUGCUCGAAUGGAUUGGAAAUGCCAUGAAUGAUAUGGUGGCCGAUUCGGUGCUGGCGGUGAUCUUGUCGGUGGAUAGUUCUCCUGCCAGUGUCAAAGUGAGUACUCAGCCAUGCUCGCAUUCACAUGAUCACGAUGAAAAGUCCGUGCACUUGAAGGUGGAUGAAGAGAUUGCAUCCGAUUUCAGAAACAUGGUUACCUUUUUGGAAGAGCAGUUUGGAAAAGUCGAUGCCAAUGAAGAAGAUCACAAGAUCACGGUCGAUGUGGAUGGUGUCAAGGCUACUAUUGACUCUAUCAAAUUUAGCGUUGAUUGUGAGAAUGAGGCUCUUCACAAGCGUGUCACCAAUGUAGUUCAGCACGUCAAGAUGGCCAUGAAGCCUAUUUCAGUAUUCUAA